CGGCGCGUGCGCAGAGGGCGGCGGGCGGGUGGGCUGGCAGCGUUGGACGCGUCGGAACCGCGGGCGGUCAGCAGGAAUUUGACCCUCUGGGGCAUGAAUACUGUGCUAUUCAGUUCUGGACUGUGCUAGUAGGACCCUAAAACGGAAGAGCAAUGGCUGCAGCAGCUGCUUCUCACCUGAACCUGGAUGCCCUCCGGGAAGUGCUGGAAUGCCCCAUCUGCAUGGAGUCCUUCACAGAAGAGCAGCUGCGGCCCAAGCUCCUGCACUGUGGCCAUACCAUCUGCCGCCAGUGCCUGGAGAAGCUGUUGGCCAGUAGUAUCAAUGGUGUGCGCUGUCCUUUCUGUAGCAAGAUCACUCGCAUAACCAGCCUAACCCAGCUGACAGACAACCUGACGGUGCUGAAGAUCAUUGAUACAGCUGGGCUCAGUGAGGCCGUGGGGAUGCUCAUGUGCCGGGCCUGUGGGCGGCGUCUUCCCCGGCAAUUCUGCCGGAGCUGUGGCUUGGUGUUGUGUGAGCCCUGCCGGGAGGCCGACCACCAACCUCCCAGCCACUGUACGCUUCCUGUCAAAGAGGCCGCAGAGGAACGGCGUCGAGAAUUUGGAGAGAAGUUGACCCGCCUGCGGGAGCUUAUGGGUGAGCUGCAGCGGCGGAAGCUAGCCUUGGAAGGUGUGUCUAAGGACCUUCAGGCAAGGUAUAAAGCAGUUCUCCAGGAGUACGGGCACGAGGAGCGCAGGAUCCAGGAUGAGCUGGCUCGCUCUCGGAAGUUCUUCACAGGCUCCCUGGCUGAGGUUGAGAAGUGCAAUAGUCAGGUGGUCGAGGAGCAGAGUUACCUGCUUAACAUUGCAGAGGUGCAGGCUGUGUCCCGCUGUGACUACUUCCUGGCCAAGAUCAAGCAGGCAGAUGUAGCACUACUGGAGGAGACAGCUGACGAGGAGGAGCCAGAACUCACUGCCAGCUUGCCUCGGGAGCUCACCCUGCAAGAUGUGGAGCUCCUUAAGGUAGGCCAUGUUGGCCCCCUACAAAUUGGACAGGCUGUGAAGAAGCCCCGCACAGUUAACAUGGAAGAUUCCUGGGCCAUGGAAGCUGCAGCCUCUGCUGCCUCGACCUCUGUUACAUUUAGAGAGAUGGACAUGAGCCCCGAGGAAGUGGUUGCCAGCCCUAGGGCCUCCCCUGCGAAACAGCGGUGUCCUGAGGCAGCCUCCAGUAUCCAGCAGUGCCUCUUUCUCAAGAAGAUGGGGGCCAAAGGGAGCACUCCAGGCAUGUUCAAUCUUCCAGUCAGUCUCUACGUGACCAGUCAAGGCGAGGUGCUGGUUGCAGAUCGUGGCAACUACCGUAUACAAGUCUUCACCCGCAAAGGCUUUUUGAAGGAAAUCCGCCGCAGCCCCAGUGGCAUUGACAGCUUUGUGCUAAGUUUCCUUGGGGCUGAUUUGCCCAAUCUCACUCCCCUUUCAGUGGCCAUGAACUGCCAUGGGCUGAUUGGUGUGACUGAUAGCUAUGAUAAUUCCCUCAAGGUAUAUACCUUGGAUGGCCACUGCGUGGCCUGUCACAGGAGCCAGCUGAGCAAACCAUGGGGCAUCACAGCCCUGCCAUCCGGCCAGUUCGUAGUAACUGAUGUGGAAGGUGGAAAGCUUUGGUGUUUCACUGUUGACCGAGGAGCAGGGGUGGUCAAAUACAGCUGCCUCUGUAGUGCUGUGCGGCCCAAGUUUGUCACCUGUGAUUCUGAGGGCACCGUCUACUUCACCCAGGGCUUGGGUCUCAAUCUGGAGAAUCGGCAAAAUGAGCACCACCUGGAGGGGGGGUUCUCUAUUGGAUCUGUGGGCCCUGAUGGCCAGCUGGGCCGCCAGAUUAGCCACUUCUUCUCUGAGAAUGAGGAUUUCCGUUGCAUUGCUGGCAUGUGUGUGGAUGCUCGUGGUGAUCUCAUUGUGGCUGAUAGCAGUCGCAAAGAAAUUCUCCAUUUUCCUAAGGGUGGAGGCUACAGUGUCCUCAUUCGAGAAGGACUUACCUGUCCAGUGGGCAUUGCCCUUACUCCUAAGGGUCAGCUGCUGGUCUUGGACUGUUGGGAUCAUUGCAUCAAGAUCUACACCUACCAUCUGAGAAGAUAUUCCACCCCUUAGGGGAAAGAAAUACCAGUUUCUUCUGCUCGCCAGCCAGCUUCCCUUCCCUUAGUCCUUGGUUGUUGAUGGUACUACAGAGUAGGUUUAGCCUAUGUCCUAAUUCCAGCUGGGUAGUCCUAAAAUUUUAGAAACUGUAUCUUUCAGCGUUUUUUAUAUGUUGUUAUUUCUCCCCAUCUCCCACCUAAAUUUAGAGCUUUACCAGAUGUACUGUCCAAAUAGGACAUAUGAUAGUGUUAGUUUGUUUAGACAUUAACACUUCCCAGGCUUCAGUAGAGAGAGCCAGUGUAGCCUUUUGCCCUGUGUUUGAAAUUUGCCCCUGUAUUAAAUCCUUGCUGAUUUCUUGCUUUUGGCUUUGAUGUCCUUGGUCCAUUGUUUCCUCCCUAUUAUUAUGUGCUUCAUCUGUAAUACUUUCUCUUCAAAUCUGGUUGGUUUCAGUGUGCAUGCUCCAGGAGGAUCUUCUGUACCUUUCAGUGACACUUCCGACAUCGUAUUCCUGCAGCUUGAUGUCUCAGGUCUGAUCACCUUUACUUGUGUGAAGGCUUAUUCAUUUAGUCCCACCAAAGGUAAUAUACAAUCCCUUUAAGAUGCAGUACCUCUCGGCUGCAGGAUCUAUGCCAUCUUGGAUUUGUCUGCCGUGGUAGAUGUGACAAAGAAUGGAUGGACCCUAGUUGGUUGGUGUUGAAGACUUCAGCCUGGAAAUUGCUUGCAUUAUAAAGAAGCACAUACAGAUAGGCAUCAUGCCAAACAUAGGAAGAUGGGAAUAAGCAAACCUAAAUAUUAAUAUUGUCAGCAAACUUGAAUAGUCUCUAGGCCUCAUCAUUUUUAAUACUGCCUCUCUACUGGCCUGUGCUAAGAGUUGUCUGAGGAAUUGUACAACAUAGGCCAGUGCCAACAAAAUGGGGAGGUACAUGUAUCUCAUUUUCAUUACUAAAACAGACAAAACUAUUGGAUCGUUAUUCUGUAUUUUCCUCAAAUGAGUGCAUACUAUUUGGUUUUAAGAUUUAUUUCCAUUCCUCUAUCAAGCAUUAAAUAAUUGGUAACUGUUUCUUUA
Nycticebus coucang (slow loris) is the source of this 3165-nucleotide messenger RNA. RefSeq names its product tripartite motif containing 32 (gene TRIM32). Bases 153 to 2114 code for a protein of 653 amino acids. Gene Ontology annotation, molecular function: zinc ion binding; protein binding. The record is from RefSeq and is a predicted model, not a curated record. The transcript has 2 exons. Lineage: Eukaryota; Metazoa; Chordata; Mammalia; Primates; Lorisidae.